AUGGCCGCCGACGAUAAUGAGCCACCGUCAUUACCAUCUCCGACUGCAGCGAAAGCAACUAUGUUUGUCGCCGAUCGAAAGCUUUACGGCCACCUCGACAACCUGAAGGAUGCUUGCACCGGCCGCAGGAUCAACAGCGGCACGGAGCUCGUACAUGUCACAGAUUGUGGUAAACUGCUCAAAGACCUCACUGGCGAGAUGGAUCCAGCUGUGCCAUGCCAGAUGAAGCUCGAUGACGGGAGAUUUGCGCCAGAUUUCAACUACCACGCCGGUGGCCACCAACUUCACGUCACCUACAAUGAUCUGUCCUUCGUACCAGGAGUUCGCAUCUCAUACGAGCUAAAGAACACCGCCGGCCACCUGUAUACCACCCUCGUGGUUGAUUGCCACUUCAACAGGAGCCCGGAAACAGGUCCAGGCAUUUACGACUACCACUGUACUCCUAGCGGCUCGAUGUCGUUUGUCGUCUAUGGUGCGGCAUGCUCCGGAUGCAACAAACUCGAUCGCACACAGCACCGACCUGACGGGUACGAUCAUCGCAUCAUUGACAAGCUUGAGAGCCUGAUUUCGCCCGAUAAACCUGUGCAGCUCAUGUUACAGCUGUCCUACCGCCGCGUUCGCAUAGGCGACUUGCAUAACAUCAGAGAUGUGCAAGCUCGCGUGUCCGGCGAGACCGUCGACCUUCUCCCAUCCAUCAAAGCAGGGGUCGAUUACGCGGCGUUUGGCAACGAUCCAGACCGUCUGGCGAUUCCUGUGUUGCAGUACAAAGAGGAGGGCGGCAUACUACACAGGAUGCUGCUGGUGCAGCAGCUCAUCUCCGGACAGAAUCGCCACCUGAUGGUACCGCAAAAAGCCGAACACACAUUCCCGACGGUCAAAGCAGCCAUUGUGGAGUUGGUCUACUCUCAGGUCGCGGCUGAAGCACAGCGCGAAGCUCAUCGACUGUGGUGA
Fulvia fulva is the source of this 951-nucleotide messenger RNA. RefSeq lists its product as uncharacterized. The coding region runs from base 1 to 951 and encodes 316 amino acids. The record is from RefSeq and is a predicted model, not a curated record. The transcript has 2 exons. NCBI's taxonomy places the organism in Eukaryota, Fungi, Ascomycota, Dothideomycetes, Mycosphaerellales, Mycosphaerellaceae.